Cornus florida is the source of this 1150-nucleotide messenger RNA. RefSeq names its product CAAX prenyl protease 2. Gene Ontology annotation, biological process: CAAX-box protein processing. Gene Ontology annotation, molecular function: metalloendopeptidase activity. NCBI's taxonomy places the organism in Eukaryota, Viridiplantae, Streptophyta, Magnoliopsida, Cornales, Cornaceae. Bases 133 to 1071 code for a protein of 312 amino acids. The record is from RefSeq and is a predicted model, not a curated record. The transcript is spliced from 8 exons. Gene Ontology annotation, cellular component: endoplasmic reticulum membrane.
AGGCAUUCGUGCAGACCAAGUAGUUCUCUUCCGAAGUCAACGUAGAGCCAAGGAAGACUCACUGUACACAGUCACAUACAUGUAAACACACAUUAUCGAGGGAUCUGAAAAUUGUGUUCGGUCUGGAAAGAAAUGGAAGACGGAGGAGGGGUGUCGAAGGCAGUGGCAGUAACGGCUUGUACAACAAUGGCUUUAUUGUACGUUGCAAUUCUCUACGCACCGACUCUAAUACUUCGCCUCUCACCACCCAACUCCUUCGAGACUUUCUUGAUUCGACGCUUCAUAUGCGCUGCUGUUUCCUCCAUCGUCUCGGUCAUCCUCUGUGCAUUCAUAUUGCCUAUAAAAAGCUGGGAGCUUUCUUAUGUGUUUGGUGUUUAUGGCAUCAGAUCAGAUCAUAUUUGGCAGGCUGUGGUCUUUCCUCUUUCCUUGACUUCUUUAAUGUACGCUGGGUCUUUGGUCCUAAAGUCCCUAUCACUGCUGAAUUCUUUAAACGAACAUUGGAAUAGUCUCGGAGACCAUGCAUCUGACUGUAUCAAGAAUGUUCUGCAAGAAUUUACUGGCUGGAUGUUUUCAGUUGCUUCCAGUGUUUCAGCUUGGCGUAAUUACUUUGUGGCACCACUUACAGAAGAGCUGGUAUUUAGAGCGUGUAUGAUUCCUUUGCUUCUCUGUGGAGGAUUUAAAACAUAUACUGUAAUAUUUUUCUGCCCUAUAUUCUUCAGCUUGGCUCAUCUAAAUCAUUUGUUGGAGUUGUAUAUGCAGCAAAACUAUAGCUUGCUAAAAGCUUGCUCAAUUGUAGGUCUUCAGCUUGGAUACACUGUGAUUUUUGGGUGGUAUGCGUCAUUUCUGUUCAUUCGAACAGGGCAUCUUAUUGCUCCGCUAGUUGCCCAUAUAUUUUGCAAUAUUAUGGGCUUGCCUGUUAUGUAUUCCCAGAGGAAAGGGAUGGUUGGUGUGGCAUUUAUAGCCGGAAUGGUUGGUUUCGUGUGGCUUCUUUUUCCAGUCACAAGUCCGGAUUUGUAUAAUGGUAGAACAGAUUAUUGCAGGUGUUGGCAUAGAUAUUGUACGCGAAACUAAACCUUUGAAUUCUUAAAUGAAUGUAUAAGAAUAAAAAUUGGGACACAGAAAUACAAAAGCUUGACCUUUUGUUGUUGUU